This is a messenger RNA of Durusdinium trenchii, 1270 nucleotides long. Lineage: Eukaryota; Dinophyceae; Suessiales; Symbiodiniaceae. The record is from the annotation of a GenBank genome assembly.
CUUGCAGUCACGCUUGCAAACCAAUGGCUCUUUGUAGCUCUAAUUUCGUUGGCUGCGAAAUCUGAAUUAUUUGCGAUUUGGUUGCAUUCAGCUUGACCUCAGGAGGGGCGAUGGCAAAGCCGAAGAGCAGUCGCGUGGGCAAACCACCAUGAGGGAGGACCUGGAAGUAUACUUUUGGAACCACAAGUUUGAACACUUGCAAUCUUUGGGAGCCAAGGAAAUAGACGGGAUUUCUCCUCGACUGCUGGCGCCUGCAAGUGCAGUGGCUUCCGGAGUCCUCCAUGCCUGGGGUAUGGCAUUGAGAAAACACUAUGGUCAAGGUUCGCCAAAUUGUUUGUUCGAACUGGGCUGGUGGGCAGGUUUACUCACUGAUGGUCUUGGAGGGAUCGUAUUUGCUUCGACUGCGCCGUUAAUGGCAGUUGAGAUCCUCGUGCCCUUGACCGCAGUCGCCCAGUUGUCCGCCGCUUUUAUAUGCGGAGUUUGCAUGUUUGGAGAGAGAAGCACAACGAAGCAGAAAGCUGGGUUUGUCCUGUCAGUAAGCAGUGUUGGUCUACUUGGAUGUUCAAGAACCAAGAGCUAUAGUCAUCUUCCUGGCAGCUUUUGGAAACUGUGGUUGCAGCCGCAUGUUCUUUGGGUGCAUCUAUUUUGGGUUUGCACCACGGUGAUGUGCUUGGUUGGUAUCAGUGAACAGACGGGUUUUGCUGUACUGUCUGCAUACUUCGAUGGUAUGCAAUUCCUAUUUACGCGGACACUUGCAAUGACCCUUGAGAAUGCAGGCGUGCAUGAGUCAGUUGCGAGUUUGUCACUGGGGAAGGCGUUUUGUGCACUAACAGCAAUAUACUGGCAGCAACACUCUUUGGGGGCAGGGCUGAUCAGCAUUGGCGGAGUGCUUCCCCUUCUGCAGAACUUGACUCAAGCAUCCCUUGGUGCGACUUUUUUCAGAGACGAAGUGGAGAUUACCCCGGCCAUUGUGAGCGCUAUGAUCAUAGCUCCUGUGAGUGUGUGGCUUCUUGCCCAGACACCGGAAGUUCAUCGGGCAUACAGAGGGGCCUUGAGACAGGCAGGCCAGGCAGUGAAGCACCGCGAAUGUCACUCACGCAAUCUCCCAAGCUUACUUGUUAGAAAGCCAGGCAACAUUUCUGAUGACCACAGCAAGCAGGAGACAGGUGAAGACUGAGAUGGCCUUUAGCUUUCCACAUGGGGUGUAGAUUUGCAGCGUGCUUCAGCUACGGAAAGGCAAAAGCUCAGAGUAGAGCAGAUCAAAAAGGCA